This is a messenger RNA of Fomitiporia mediterranea MF3/22, 1503 nucleotides long. RefSeq names its product FAD/NAD-binding domain-containing protein. The record is from RefSeq and is a predicted model, not a curated record. The transcript is spliced from 9 exons. Gene Ontology annotation, molecular function: FAD binding. Bases 1 to 1503 code for a protein of 500 amino acids. NCBI's taxonomy places the organism in Eukaryota, Fungi, Basidiomycota, Agaricomycetes, Hymenochaetales, Hymenochaetaceae. Gene Ontology annotation, biological process: secondary metabolite biosynthetic process.
AUGUCCAUCCGUCUCCAAUGUUUACGGCGAUAUUUUGUCGUUUUUAGCGGUGGUGGAAUUGGCGGACUCGCGUUAGCGACAUUUCUUGCAACGUCCUCUAAGAGUGCUCGUAGCCCGAACAUUGACGUACACAUAUACGAAGCUGCGCCUUCCUUGACUGAAAUUGGAGCCGGUGUCGGUGUCUGGCUUCGUACAUGGCGUAUACUCUCCUCUGCCGGCCUUUCGGAAGACAUGAAAAGCAUUGCUUUACCUCCUGGGAGAGAUAUGAGCGAGAACCCGAGCAAAUCAAAGCUUACUGUAAAUGGCGUACAAUUAGGGAAGGCAUUUGAGUUCCGUCGAGGCGACCGAGCACCUGAAGGACUCUCAUUUUAUACCAUGCAGGUUCCGUUCGGUCUACUCACUCUCCAUCGAGCUGAAUUUCAGCGUGUAUUAGCUGGCCACGCGAUCCCUCCUGCACAACCUCACUUCGGAAAACGCUUGGUUUCGUACGAAUAUGCUAUCGAAGGAGAGUACAUAAUUCUCAAUUUCGCAGAUGGCUCUUCUGCUCGUGCGGAUCUCCUAGUCGGCGCGGAUGGUAUCCGAAGUCCCAUACGGAGAGAGGUGGUCCGUCGGCUCGUUUCGCAAUAUCUGAGAGAAUUAAUAUCCGAUGCAACCGAGCCGGUAUGGAGUGGAACACGAGUCUAUCGCAGCCUCAUUCCAAUGACAGCUCUCGAAUCUCGCUUCCCUGGACAUCGUUCGGGACGAGGGCCACAUGUUCUCACUUAUCCAAUUUUGUCGACCGCAAAUACCUCGCCGCAAGCCAAUUCAUCUGGUGAGGCGAUUCCGACGUCAAUGGUGAACCUCGUAGCUUUCGUCUCUGAUCUGACGCGCGAGGGUACACGAUUACCUGCAGGCGAACCUUGGGUCCGUCCAGCUCUACAAGAGGAAGUGUUUGACAAGUUCAUAGGCUGGGAAGAUGAAGUGUUGGCAUUGCUUGAGCUAGCAAAGAAGCCAAGUGUUUGGUCAAUCCACACUGCAAGACCCUUACCUCGCUAUUCUGACGCGCUUGGUCGGGUUGUACUUGUCGGAGAUGCUGCACAUGCAAUGACACCACACCAGGGCUCUGGAGGUGGCCAGGCCAUUGAGGUUCGUCUAGAUGCGCAUGUUCUCGCAGUGCUCCUUACGCAUCCUCAAAUAACACGCGAAACAGUUCCUUCCGCAUUGCAAGCAUAUGAUGCCGUCCGUGUUCCGAUCUCACAGCGCGUUGCUCGAACCUCACGUUUGACUGGGAUGAUGUACCAGUUAAAUCAUUCUUGGAGCGAGGAAGCGAAGGAUAAUAAACAGGGGGAUUCGGUUGAAAGGAUGUUCUCUGAGGCAGAGGUUGAAAGGUUACAUCAGCUUACAGAGGCUAUAAUUGAUAUUCACAAAUGGGUUUGGGAGAAAGAGCCGGAGGAGAGCCAGCCAGCGCAGGCGUCGCGGCUGUUUGAAGAGUACCUCAAGAAGACUACGGAAGGAAGGCGCUAA